This is a messenger RNA of Anolis sagrei ordinatus, 2665 nucleotides long. It is a transcript of the gene ARFIP1, whose product is annotated as ADP ribosylation factor interacting protein 1. The record is from RefSeq and is a predicted model, not a curated record. Gene Ontology annotation, biological process: regulation of Arp2/3 complex-mediated actin nucleation; intracellular protein transport. Gene Ontology annotation, cellular component: trans-Golgi network membrane. Gene Ontology annotation, molecular function: protein domain specific binding; phospholipid binding. NCBI's taxonomy places the organism in Eukaryota, Metazoa, Chordata, Lepidosauria, Squamata, Anolidae.
UUCCGGCCAGGCAGUUCCGGUUGGCGCUGGAGUUUGUGAGGGGAAGUGGAGGGGGGAGUGGAAAGAAGGCGGAAACGGGGCCGGAGCGACCUGGACUUGCCUGACGCCCUUCUUGUGGUGAAGCAGCAGCAGGAGGAGAAGGAGGCGGCGGGCUGAAGGUAUGUCAGAACACAGCGACAAUUCCACAACUGUUGAUGGACCUCACCAGGCUCCAGAAGACAUCCAGUCUGACUCUGAGGGUGUUUCAAUGGCUCAAGAAUCUCCCAAAAAUUCAGCAGCAGAAAUCUCUGUGACAAGCAAUGGAGAACUUGAGGAUGCACAGGAGCACAGCUUCAAUAGGGACUUCAAGCGGUCCCUACAAGCGGGACUUGGUUUGUCCGAAACUCAAAUUACAUCACAUGGCUUUGACAGCACCAAAGAGGGCAUCAUUGAAGCUGGACCUUUUCAAGGUCCCUCACUACCUAUGUCACCUGUUAUAUCACCUAGCAGUGCAGCAGCUAGCAGACUGGCUGGACAAGGGAGUGAUUUAAUUAUUCCAAAAGGCAAUGUAAGAAUACAACAAAAAAGUGGACCAGUUGUUCUAGCAGAGGAGACAAAGAAUCCAGCAAUGGAAAAACUAGAGCUUGUAAGGAGAUGGAGUCUGAACACAUACAAGUGUACUCGUCAGAUUAUAUCUGAGAAAUUGGGCCGAGGCUCACGAACAGUAGAUUUAGAAUUGGAAGCACAAAUAGAAAUUCUGCGGGAUAACAAAAAGAAGUAUGAGAAUGUCCUGAGGCUGGCCCAGACCUUGUCAACUCAACUUUUCCAGAUGGUGCAUACCCAAAGACAGCUUGGAGAUGCAUUUGCGGACUUGAGUUUGAAAUCACUAGAACUCCAUGAGGAGUUUGGAUACAAUGCAGAUACUCAGAAGCUUCUUGCUAAAAAUGGUGAAACACUACUUGGAGCAAUUAAUUUUUUUAUUGCCAGCGUGAACACUUUGGUAAAUAAAACUAUUGAAGAUACAUUACUGACUGUGAAGCAAUAUGAAAGUGCCAGGAUUGAAUAUGAUGCUUAUCGCACUGAUCUAGAAGAACUGAAUCUUGGCCCACGUGAUGCAAAUACUUUGCCAAAGAUUGAGCAAUCACAGCAACUGUUCCAGAUACAUAAAGAGAAAUACGACAAAAUGCGUAGUGAUGUAUCAGUUAAAUUGAAGUUUUUGGAGGAAAACAAGGUCAAAGUAUUGCACAAUCAGCUUGUUCUGUUCCACAAUGCCAUUGCAGCAUACUUUGCAGGAAACCAGAAACAGCUUGAACAGACACUUAAACAGUUCCAUAUCAAAUUGAAAACGCCUGGAGUAGAUGCUCCAUCCUGGCUGGAAGAUCAGUAAAAGAACCGGGCACAAAGAUCUCUCCGUCAACUGAGGAUCGCUUAUGGCUAAUGAGAAUCAAGGAACUUACAAGGAUGACUGUUUGUAGUGAUAUUUGCACAAGCAGCUUUAAUUUCUUCCCCCUUGAUAAUGAAUACUGUAGUAAUUUGGGAAGGUGGGUGGAUAUAACCAAAUGUAAUUUGUCAUUUUAGUAACAACGUUUUGUAUUUGAGUGAGGGUGGACGGUUUUCUGUCUUAGGGAAAUAUAGAUUUGCACUGACAAAUAUGUUUGUGAUCUCUGGUAAUUGUGGUGACUAGGUGAGAUUUUUUUCCCAAAGGGAGAUGCCUGUGAUUUGUAUCAACAUCUGAAAUUUUAUAUAAAUGUAUUAAACAUCUCUAAAGAAUCUCUUUUUUUCCCAUGUAAUUGUAUUUAAAGAACAAAUAUUUUAGAGUAAUAAUAUGGGGCUUUCAGACAACACCCACAAAAUCAGUGCCUGGCUGAUAUGUGGAAUGGUAACAAAUAGGUUUGGAUUUUUUUAAAAGUUGGCCCUUUCCAUUACACUAAAUUUUGAAAUAUUCUCUUGAUCUGAAGCUUUUAAGAAAAAAAUUAACAACGUAAAGAUAAUUUGCUCAGAUAGCAGAGCUUUGCCCUACUGAUGUAAUUCUUAACUUUCUAUUUUUAAAAAAGCAUACCUUUACUUGCCUUAAAUUCAAAAGUGCCUUUUGCAAUACUUUCUACAUGGUGUACAUAAUCUAUAGGAAGCCCCAUUUGGGUUGAUCUCUUUAUAAAGAGAGAGACUGAGGCCAGUCAGGACUGUGUUUGCUUCUGUUUGAACUCCAGACAAUGUCAUCUGACUGUAGUGGAUUCUCUUUUUUAAUCAGUACUUACUUGAUGUACUUUUUCCUCUUUUAUUAUAGCCUUUUUAAAAACUCACUGUUCUUGAGCAUCCUUUUUGCACAUUUUCCACUGCUUUUUUGUGUUUAUAUAAAUGAAGUACCUAAAGUAACUUAUCACAGCUUAUAUGGAUUGUAUAAUUAUGUAUUAUAUGUUGAAAUGGAUUUUGUUGCUUCUGAAAAUUGUCAUGUUUUAGUCUUAAUGUAAAAUAUUUGUGAAGAACAUCUUUAACCAUUCCUCAUUAUAUCCUUUUGAGUCCCAAAUUAUUUUUGUGCUGUCUUGCAGUAACUUUGUUACCAUUCCUUAGAAUGUUUAUCUAUUGUUAACUUUGUAUUCAUAGUAAAGGUUUUGCAGCUGCAACCUGUUGACUUUAUUUCAUCAGAUUUGUGAAUUAAAAUCACCACUAGCUAUGUUUUUUCCAGCUA